AUGAUCAAACGGAAACCAGUUGCGAACGGGAACCCAUCGGUGGAUACAAAACAAGAAUCGCAAGCUAAAACCCCAAUUGCGACCUCACCGACCUAUCGGAUCCCUCGCAAGCCGCUUUCUCCCGUGGCGGUAGUUCCAAAGGCUUUUAUUUGGCCAACCAUAGUAGAAACGACAAAUGGGAACCUCGGCCUCGCCGAAAGAUCAGAAACUACUAGUACUACAUCUUCUACAAAAAUCGAAAACGUAGAUGGUAGCGACCAUAAAGCUUUCUUAGCAAAGACCCAAAAUGGCUCAAUCGAACAUGAAACCUACUUUCGCCAAGUAUACACUCGAGAAAGUGUCGUGAGCGGGGAUACAAGACCUCACAUUUUUGAUACAACAGCUAUCGGGGCUGAAGUUCCGACGGGUGUCGAAAAUGCAACAAUUGUGUCGCAACCACAACAUAGGAAUUCAUCGAUAUCACAAUCGAAAUCUCGACUGGACUUUGAAAACAGCGAGAUUACUCUGCAUAGUUCAACUAUAGAAACUUCAGCAAAAGGGGACAGUUGGGAGGAUGGGAAACUCGAUGUAUACGAAGAGUUUACUUACCGUUUUGAAGGCGAAUCCCGCGCUCUUACAUUAAUUUCUACGGAAACAUUGCUGGAGAAAAUAGAUAUCCAACAAAAGAUGAUACUUGACACUGGUUUUGCCUGUGGUAAUAUUACUCGGUCAUCCGUGGGACCGAUAUCAAAAAUGGUUAAUAGGUGGCUUACAUCUCAAAAUUUAUCUGGAUGGCCUUUUCAUUUUCCUGCCGACUUGCCUUUCGAAUCGACGGCAGAGCUCGACAACCUACUUCUCGAGCUCAAAUCGAAUGAAAUCGACGAAAUCCUUGCUGACCCGGUAAAAUCACUUCUGCAGCGUAAAUAUUGGAACAUGCUUUGGAAAAUAUCCAUUGUCAGCCGUUGUGUAUGCAACCAACUCUUUUCUACAGGCACCAUCGAGGAUUUAUAUCUAUCUUACACUCGAAUGCCAGUAAACGAUACAAUUCCCGACCGACCAGUAGUCAGCAAGCUCCUCAUCAGUGCGCUCUCUCGAGAAUUUGACGAUGCAAUUUCGAAAAGUUUGUUAAACAAGGGAUACAUACUACUAAAAGCCGGACUAGUCUGGAAUGGCGCUCAGUCGGUUUUGAAGCAUUUAUACCACUACCAACUGAGCUAUUUUUCCAUCGAUGAAUGUCAUCAAUUUCGGAAUGCGGUACUAUUAGGAUUCUGGAAGCAAUUUUUGGAGAAUAUCGCAUCUGAGAGCCCGCGGUUGGAACCACUACCGUUUGACAGUAUCCUAGAGUUAUUUUGUGUUCUUCAGGGAUUCGAAAGGCCUCAUGAACCUCCAAGGUACUUUCCAAAUUCGCAUCCGGACUUACAAUACUUGGUCACGACGAAUUUUUCAACCCCUAGUGAAUUAGAAAAGUAUAAGCUAGUCAGAAAGGAAGACGAGUAUCUCCUUCAGGAGUAUCUCAUAUCCCGCCAAAGGGCCAUUCGGAAUAAAGAAUGGGAUGUGGCAAUUACAAUCAUCGAUCAAAUGCUGUCUUCGAUAUACCCCGGUGUCGAAGAGGCCAAACGAUGGUUAGCGGUCAAAGCGUAUUUACUAGCCAUCACACAGGACUGGAACGGGUCCAUAUCCAUUCAGCAGCUAUUACAGCAAGAACCAUUGAAUACGAAUGAUCGCCUUCGCCUCGAAUUGUACUUCACAAAUUCAAUGACAGCCCUAGUCCACCAAAGAAACUCACAGGCUGCUCGAAGUUUCUGUACCGCAGCAAUUCAACUCCCGGAUUUUAUAGUCUCGGAAAAUGAGCGAGUGUGUGAUAGGAAGAAUGCGGAUAUACUUUAUGGAAUCUUGGAUCCCAAUGCAAAUUGGGUAGUCGAAAAUAAAGAAGAUCAUAUAAGAUGCUUACAAAAGGCGCUUUCUGCAUGGGGACAGGGAGGACAUUUAUUCGAACCCGGAGCCCCGUUUCAUUUUAUUAUGAGUACUCCUAUACAAUAG
This is a messenger RNA of Orbilia oligospora ATCC 24927, 2019 nucleotides long. RefSeq lists its product as uncharacterized. The record is from RefSeq and is a predicted model, not a curated record. Bases 1 to 2019 code for a protein of 672 amino acids. Lineage: Eukaryota; Fungi; Ascomycota; Orbiliomycetes; Orbiliales; Orbiliaceae. The transcript has a single exon.